This is a messenger RNA of Leptopilina heterotoma, 3016 nucleotides long. RefSeq names its product protein roadkill (gene rdx). The coding region runs from base 445 to 1809 and encodes 454 amino acids. The record is from RefSeq and is a predicted model, not a curated record. Gene Ontology annotation, cellular component: cytoplasm; nucleus. The transcript has 8 exons. NCBI's taxonomy places the organism in Eukaryota, Metazoa, Arthropoda, Insecta, Hymenoptera, Figitidae. Gene Ontology annotation, biological process: proteasome-mediated ubiquitin-dependent protein catabolic process; regulation of proteolysis. Gene Ontology annotation, molecular function: ubiquitin protein ligase binding.
CGGAGAUUGGAGUCGAAUUCGGAGUUGAGGUUGGCGCUGUUCGUUGUAGUCGUCGGGUCAGGUCAGGUCAAGUCGGAGGUGUGUACCUUUCGUCCGUAUACCACGAGUCAAGAAAUCAACAUUUUUUUUCAAGAAGGAAAUAAAAAAAGAUUAUUUUUUGACCAGCUGCCAGUGUCACAUCGAAGUGCUUCGUCGCGCCUUUCGUCAUCUGCUCUCCGUUUCGUCUGCUAGACUCUCUCUCUCUCUCUCUAUCUCUCUCUUUCUUUCUGUCAACAUCCCAUUUUCCCUUUUUUCUUUUAAUAUCGAUCACAAUACUUUUUUCUCUCUUUCCCAAAAGUGCUCCCUCCCAAUCUUUGUCCCAAUCAUUUGACAUUUCGGAGCAUAAGUGAUUAUUGUUUGUUUGUAACGACUAAACAGUUCAAACGUCAUGUGUGAAGUGACUAUAUGACAGGCUCGUUGAGUCAUGAGCUAAAGAAAUCCGUGAAAAAAUCUGUGCGCAUGUGUCCAGUGGGAUAUACCAGUAAUAAAUCUCAACACUCAGAUCUGGAUACUCUGUCGACGCCUUCUAUCGGAUUGUCUCAUGACAGGAUGGCGCUGGCGCGACUUGCGGUGAGCGAAUGUGCGCCUCAAACGUCGCGGGUCAGCUCCAAUUUGCACAGCAGCAGUAGCAUGGCUGUAAGCCGCGUUCCAAGCCCUCCACCACCGGAAGUUAAUACUCCUGUCGCUGAAAACUGGUGUUACACACAGGUCUUGUAUGCACAGGUAAAGGUGGUUAAGUUCAGCUACAUGUGGACGAUAAACAACUUCAGCUUUUGUCGGGAAGAGAUGGGAGAGGUCCUCAAGUCAUCCACGUUCUCAGCUGGAGCCAAUGAUAAACUGAAAUGGUGCCUACGAGUAAAUCCUAAAGGCCUGGAUGAGGAAAGUAAAGACUACUUAUCCCUGUACCUCCUUCUCGUUUCUUGUAACAAGUCUGAAGUUAGAGCAAAGUUCAAAUUUUCUAUUCUUAAUGCCAAAAGAGAAGAGACCAAAGCCAUGGAGAGCCAACGAGCUUACAGGUUCGUGCAAGGAAAGGAUUGGGGUUUUAAAAAAUUCAUCAGAAGAGACUUCCUGUUAGAUGAAGCUAAUGGUCUUUUACCGGACGAUAAACUCACGAUAUUUUGUGAGGUCAGCGUGGUGGCGGAUAGUGUCAACAUUUCGGGACAAAGUAACACGAUACAAUUUAAAGUACCUGAGUGUCGACUACCCGAUGAUCUUGGAUCACUUUUCGAAAACCAAAAAUUUAGCGACGUCACGCUUACCGUUUGUGGGAGAGAGUUCCAAGCACACAAAGCAAUUCUCGCCGCAAGAAGUCCUGUGUUCUCGGCGAUGUUUGAACACGAGAUGGAGGAGAGAAAGCAAAAUCGAGUCGACAUUACGGACGUGGAUCACGAGGUAUUAAGGGAAAUGUUGCGAUUUAUUUACACUGGAAAGGCAACAAAUUUAGAGAAAAUGGCAGACGAUUUAUUAGCAGCCGCGGAUAAAUAUGCGCUAGAGAGGUUGAAAGUAAUGUGCGAGGAGGCCCUCUGCACAAGCUUAGCCAUCGAGAAUGCGGCAGACAUUCUUAUUCUAGCCGAUCUUCAUAGUGCCGAUCAAUUAAAAGCCCAAGCCAUAGACUUCAUUAACACACAUGCAACGGAUGUGAUGGAAACCGCGGGGUUUAAGUCAAUGAUAAGUUCUCAUCCGCAUCUGAUAGCGGAGGCAUUUCGUGCACUUGCCACACAACAAAUACCACCAAUUGGCCCGCCACGAAAACGAGUUAAACAAAGCUGAAAGCAGUCACCUCUGACUCCGGGUACGACUACCACAUCACCCCCUCCCCUCUUACAUCCUUGACUUUUUAUGUACAGUGAUAUUUCGUAGUGCUAAAUAAAUGUUUCCUAGUGCGCCGUUCUUUGGUCCACUUAAAACGAAAAGAAAAAAAAGGCAAAAAACUAAAAAAAAAGAAAAAAAAGAAGAGAGAAACAAUGAAGAAGAAGAAGAAGAAGAAGUGAAACUGACGCGCCCCAAAAGAAGGUCCAAUCGCCCAAGGAACGUCGAAAAAGUUGUCAACCGAAAAAAAAGACGCUCACGCAGAACUUUUACGUGUGUGUGUGUGUGUAUUUUUUUUUCUUCUUGUGAAUAUUGUUAGUGACGAACAGUUUACGAAGAAGAAAAUAAAUGAAGAAAAAUAAAACCUUUUCUUCUUUAUAAUGUGGCGUGUGAUAAAAUCCUCGUUUAUGGACAACGUCGACGUUUCUCAAAUAUCGAUGUCCAAGACACGAAAAGAAUAAAAUGGACUCUCAAAAAUUAUUGCUCUUUAACUCUCGUAGGCGUUGAAUUGCGAAUGGACCAAUAACCACCAGAGGACCAAGACGAUCAAGAAAAGCUCGCUAAAAAAAAAAAUAAAUAAAUUUGCCACGAGAAGACACACACACAAAAUAAAUUAAAACAGAAAAAAAAAUAAAAGUUGUGAUAGGCGUCGGCCAGACGAAUUGUAACCAUUUUGUUCCUUUUUCAAACGGAUCAAAAAACCAACUCCCAUCUCGUCAAUGUUGAUGUUGAGGGGAGAAACCUAGAUACUUUGUUUAUUAUACCGAUAGUGAUUUUUAAUUGUAAAUCAUACAACUCUUCCAACAUGGAAAAAUGAUUCUAGUUAGCGUUUUUUAUGAUCUCUUUUUCUCUCGAUAUGUAUGAUGGUUACUGCGGUUAUGACUCUCAAAGCUGCGCGACAUGUGGCCCCCCCCAACCCCCCCAUAUGCCCCAAUUUCCCCCCUUGUAUUUUUGUAUAUUUUUGACCUGCAGACAUCCCCGAUAUUCCUCUCAAAAGAAAAAAAUAUCUCAUAGGCAAAUUCUUUAUUUCUUUCGACUCUAUAGAAUUUUACCUAAGCGGCUGGUUCGAUUUUUUUUUUUACCACUGUACAUUAUCCUCGGGAUUGCUUUUUCUUUUACUAAUUAAAUAAAUAAAAUAAAUCCAUUGACUAGCCCCGAAAAGAAAAAA